This is a messenger RNA of Plectropomus leopardus (leopard coralgrouper), 2105 nucleotides long. RefSeq names its product cyclin dependent kinase 4 (gene cdk4). Lineage: Eukaryota; Metazoa; Chordata; Actinopteri; Perciformes; Serranidae. The record is from RefSeq and is a predicted model, not a curated record. Gene Ontology annotation, biological process: regulation of G2/M transition of mitotic cell cycle; G1/S transition of mitotic cell cycle; protein phosphorylation. Gene Ontology annotation, molecular function: ATP binding; cyclin-dependent protein serine/threonine kinase activity; cyclin binding. Gene Ontology annotation, cellular component: cyclin-dependent protein kinase holoenzyme complex; cytoplasm; nucleus.
GACAAUCCCAAAAAGAGUGCAGGCUGCAAGAAAAAAACAGAGGAGGCCGAAAUCAUAAUCUGUUGAUUGGCUUCAGCUCCUCAGAUCCACCGCUGGAGCUGAAAGCUGCCUCCCGGACCCGACCCGCCGCUCUGGACCCGCUUCUGGAGGACUUUAUACGUGGCACAUUAGUGAGCAUGUCCUCCUCAUAAAGCUGAAGUAAAGCUUACCUGCCGCACUAAACACACAGCCGAGUCUGUUUAAUGAUGGCCAUGGCCCACGGCACCAGUAUCCAGUAUGAGCCAGUGGCAGAGAUCGGAGGAGGCGCUUACGGGACUGUUUAUAAGGCUCGAGACACAGAGAGUGGGCAGUUUGUGGCUCUGAAGAGUGUGCGUGUCCAGACGGACCAAAAUGGCCUCCCGGUCUCCACAGUCAGAGAGGUGGCUCUGCUGAGAAGGCUGGAACAGUUUGAUCACCCCAAUGUGGUCAGGCUCAUGGAUGUAUGUGCCACCCAGAGGUCAGACCAGGAGACUAAAGUCACGCUGGUGUUUGAACAUGUGGACCAAGACCUAAAGACGUACCUGGAGAAAGCCCCUGCUCCAGGACUAUCCCCCAGCCGCAUUAAGGACCUGAUGAGACAGUUGCUGUGUGGUCUUGCAUUCCUUCACUCAAAUCGCGUGAUGCACCGAGACCUGAAACCAGAGAAUAUUCUGGUAACCAGCCAGGGCCAGGUGAAGCUGGCUGACUUUGGGUUGGCCAGGAUAUACAGCUGCCACAUGGCCCUCACUCCUGUGGUGGUGACGCUGUGGUACCGACCCCCGGAGGUUCUGCUGCAGUCCAGUUACGCCACACCUGUGGAUAUCUGGAGCACCGGCUGCAUCUUUGCCGAGAUGUUCAGACGCAAACCUUUGUUCUGCGGAGAAUCAGAGGUGGACCAACUUGGGAAAAUUUUUGAAGUUAUUGGCCUGCCACUAGAGGACGAGUGGCCUACUGAUGUCACACUCUCAAGAAAACACUUUCCCCCUCUCUUACCUCGCCCAAUCACUGACUUUGUUCCUGAGAUAAAUGAGCAGGGGGCGCAACUAUUGCAGAGAAUGCUGACCUUCGACCCCUUGAAACGAAUAUCUGCCCUGAGUGUCCUAGAGCAUCCAUAUUUCCAGGACGAGGAGACAUUGACUUGAAAUGGUGCAGUGAAACAUGUGGCGAGAGGUUACAGUGUCUAAGUUUAGACCUGGCCUAACCAUAAAGGAUUUAAAUUUCAUUCAGUGCAUAGCCUUUCAAGAUGUCUGGGUUGUGCUUUGGGAUUUUUUUUUGUUACUCCUACAUCAAAAAAGGAUUAAAGCCUGAGAAAUGGAAUUUAAAAAAAAAAAAAAAACAGAAGAGGAGUGAACCGAAGGAUCACUGGCAUGUUUUCCGACGUCACAAUUAAUGAUGUUAACAUGUCGUGUCUUCAAGGACAGUACCAGUGUUGUUGAUGUUUGAUUUAAGUCUCAGCUUCGUCCGCAGGGACUGAUGCACAGAAACGUCUGUCAUCUCCUCUGAAAUGUUGCUCUUGUAACUUUUGUACGGUGUUUAAACAGAGGGAAGCAGAGAUGCCACCUUUUCUCGUUAUGAGCUGAACAAAGUCUGACAGAAGUGGCACCUCGGGGUUAGAACUGCCAGCCGUCAGUGAUCUUACUGUAUUUGUGUUCAUAUUUAUCAUACUAACAGAACAAUAAGACCAUAGGUUUUAUGGAAAUCAUGAGGAAAUGAAAGAAUAGAACCAGAAGAAAAACGCACAAGAUAAACACACAUCAAAAUACUGGUAUUGCCCUUAAAUACAGUCAUAAACAGUUUAUUUUAUUGGAGAACUGAAGGGUUAGACUUUUUCAUUUUUAACAGUUUUUGUCUGUUUGCUAAAACCAUUUGAAAUCAACCAGCAUUGCAACCACAAAUGAAUAAAAAAAAUCACAUUCAAACUUCAUUUGUGCAUUAUUAUGCAGAUGGCAGUCCAUAGAAAAUGAAUAAAUGUGAUUCUAUAAAAACUGAGAUAUUUUGUGAAAAAUAGUUAUAUUAAUACUAACAAAAAUAAAAGUUAGCCUCACUAUGCUGUUGUUGUCUUCUAAUAUUGACUGAAUAAACAGUUA